Molecule: messenger RNA, 2610 nt
Organism: Callithrix jacchus (white-tufted-ear marmoset)
Lineage: Eukaryota; Metazoa; Chordata; Mammalia; Primates; Cebidae
Gene: IVL
Product: involucrin
Biological process (GO): keratinization
Cellular component (GO): cytoplasm
Source: RefSeq, a predicted model, not a curated record
CUUAUGAUCAUGGCAUUCUCGAGAACUUCUCUAACUGCAGCCUCGGGCAUGAAGGCUGGGCAGCAAGUGGCACCAGCAGAAGUCUCCUAGAAGUCUCUUCUACUUGACUCUACUUGGCCUAAAGUCAGACUCCCUACACCAAAGACAUAGUUUAUUUCCAUACAGAAUGAAAUUCAAAAUAUGUUCUGAGAGAGAUGGGUUCGUGGACAAAGAGAGUGCCCCAGAAAUACCACCCCUGCAUGGAAGUGACCCUUUCUAUCUUCAAAGCGCAUAACCCAGCCUGGACAUCCCCGAAAGACACGUAACUUUCCGUUUCAUGACCUUGAAAGUUAAUCUCUCGGCCUAAUAAUGAGAACAAACUCAUUUUGAAAGUAGAAAAAUUGAGAUUCAGAGCAGAAGUUUGGCUGAGGUCACAAAACAGUAGGAUGCCUCCCUCACCUUCCCCGCGCCCAGGUCAGAAAAGCAUCACAGGAAUAGUGGGGCUCCCAGAACCAUCUGGCCACGCAGGAGCUAUGUGUCCCUGGGAACGGGGCCCUGAAGGGUUGCUGCUUCAGAUGCCUGCGGUGAGUCAGGAAGGGGCUAGAGGAAGUUGACCAACUAGAGUGGUGAAACCUGUCCAUCACCUUCAACCUGGAGGGAGGCCAGGCUGGAGAAUGAUAUAAAGAGUGCCUUGACUCCUGCUCAGCUCAGCACUCCACAGGAGCCUCUGCCUCAGCCUUACUGUGAGUCUGACCCCUCUGUCUUUCAGGUUGACAGCAGCUUCUAAGAUGUCCCAACAACACACACUGCCAGUGACCCUCCCCCCUGCCCUCAGUCAGGAGCUCCUCGACACUGUUCCUCCUCCAGUCAAUACCCAGCAGGAGCAACGGAAACAGCCAGCUCCACUGCCUCCCCCAUGCCAGAAGGUGCCUGUCGAGCUCCCAGUGGAGGUCCUGUCAAAGCCUGAGGAAAAGCACAUGACUAUUGUAAAGGGAGUGCCUGAGCAAGAAUGUGAGCAGCAGCAGCCACAGGAGCAGGAACUGCAGCAGCAGCGCUGGGAGCAGGAUGAGGAACAUCAGAAAGCAGAAAACCCUGAGCAACAGCUUAAGCAGGAGAAAGUACAAAGGGAGAAGCAGCAGCUACAGGGACAGCUGGAAGAAGAGAAGAAGCUCUUGGACCAGCAACUGGAUCAAGAGCUAGCCAAGAGAGAUGAGCAACUGGGAACAAAGAAAGAGCAAUUGUUGGAGUUCCCAGAGCAGCAGGAGGGGCAGCUGAAGCACCUGGAGCAGCAAGAGGGGCAGCUGGAGCUCCCGGAGCAGCAGAAGGGGCAGCUGAAGCACCUGGAGCAGCAGGAGAAGCCGUUGGAGCUUCCAGACCAUCAGGAGGGGCAGCUGAAACACCUGGAGCAGCAAGAGGGGCAGCUGGAGCUCCCAGAGAAGCAGGAGGGGCAGCUGAAGUACCCGGAGCAGCAAGAGGGGCAGCUGGAGCUCCCAGAGCAUCAGGAGGGGCAGCCAAAGUACCUGGAGCAGGAAGAGGGACAGCUGAAGCAUCCGGAAGAGCAGAAAGGGCAGCUGAAGCAUCUGGAGCACCAGGAGGGGCAGCUGGACCUCCCAGAGCAGGUGGGUCAGCCAAAGCACCUGGAACAGCUGGAGAAGCAACUAGAGCACCUAGAGCAUCAGGAGGGGCAGCUGAAGCAGCUGGAGGGGCAGGAGGGGCAGGUGAAGCACCUGGGGGAGCAGGAGGAGCAGUUGAAGUAUCUAGAGCAACAGGAGAAACAGCUGAAGCAUCUGGUGCAGCAGGAGGGGCAGCUAGGGCACCUGGAGCAGCAGGAGGGGCAGCUAAAGCACCUGGAGCAGCGUGAGGGACAGCUGGAGCUCCCGGAGACGCAGGUGGGGCAGUCAAAGCACCUGGAGCAGGAGGAGAAGCAGUUGGAACACCCAGAGCAGCAAGAGGGGCAGCUGAAGCACCUGGGGAAGCAGGAGGCACAGCUGGAGCUCCCAGAGCAGGUGGGGCAGCCAAAGCACCUGGAGCAGCAGGAGAAGCAACUAGAGCACCCAGAGCAGCAGGAGAAGCAACUAGAGCACCCAGAGCAGCAGGAGGAGCAGCUAAAAUCUCAGGAGCAGCAGGAGGGGCAACUGAAGGACCUGGAACAGCAGGAGAGACAGCUGGAGCAGCACGUGUUUGCCCCAGCUCCAGACCAGGUCCAAGACAUCCAACAAGCCCUGCCCCCAAAGGGAGAAGUGUUUCUUCCUGUAGAGCAGCAGCAGCAGAAGCAGCAGGUGCAGUGGCGACAUAAGUAACCACCUGCUGUGUCCAGAGGCCCUCAGAUCAUCUCAUACAAGAGAAGAGAGAGCCACUGAUCCCAAUUAUUUCGGGUCCCCUAGGUGUCCCGUCUCAUCUGUGAACUUGACUCUGCCUCUCCACAUGUCUCUUUAACGGGGUGAGGGUGAGGGAGAGAGGGAAUUAUUGUCCAGUGCCACCCUCAAUGAGCCCAAUCCCAACCUCAGGUGAGCAGAGCCUCUGCUCGAGGGACCACUGUUACAAUAGGAGUCCCUACUUCCCCAAGAUUGACGCUGAAUCCGUGAGUGUGUACAAUGAUACAUAAUAAAUCCUGGGAGUCUUGGGAUCCUC